This is a messenger RNA of Leptosomus discolor (cuckoo roller), 535 nucleotides long. NCBI's taxonomy places the organism in Eukaryota, Metazoa, Chordata, Aves, Leptosomiformes, Leptosomidae. The record is from RefSeq and is a predicted model, not a curated record.
GAAGCUCUGGAACAUGAAGCUCAAGGACCCCAACUCCAGCCUGAAGACCCUCAGCCAGAAGAUCAGCUUCUGGGUCCACAGGGUGCAGUGCCAGGGCACAGAGCCCCACCUGGCCCAAGGGCACGGGCAAGGGCAGGAGCAAGACCUCCCCAGGAAAGGUGAGCCCUGGCACGGCACCACGCUACCCGGCCAGCAUGUGCUCCCGGUGCGGCUGCGAGCAGGCACCCACGCUGGCGAGGGCCGGGUGGAGGUGCUGCGCCACGGGCAGUGGGGCACCGUGUGUGACAAGCAGUGGGACCUGGCCGCAGCCAGCGUGGUGUGCCGUCAGCUGGGCUACGGGACAGCGAAGCAGGCCCUGGUGGGAGCCCAGAUGGGCCAAGGCCUGGGGCCCAUCCACAUGAGCGAGGUGCGGUGCACUGGCCACGAGCGCUCCCUGGGCGAGUGCCGCUUCCAGGAUGCCGAGCGUAGCGGGUGCCGGCAUGAGGCUGAUGCCGCUGUCCGCUGCCAUGUGCCCCAUAUGGACUUCCAGAGCCAG